This is a messenger RNA of Colletotrichum truncatum, 1515 nucleotides long. RefSeq names its product cytochrome P450 oxidoreductase. NCBI's taxonomy places the organism in Eukaryota, Fungi, Ascomycota, Sordariomycetes, Glomerellales, Glomerellaceae. Gene Ontology annotation, molecular function: heme binding; oxidoreductase activity, acting on paired donors, with incorporation or reduction of molecular oxygen; monooxygenase activity. The record is from RefSeq and is a predicted model, not a curated record.
AUGAACAAAGUAGUUGGUCAGGUUGGCCUAGCUUGGGUCCCUUGGUCGGUGGCUUUCCAGAUUGCAACGGCAAUUUUCCUUCUUUCAUGGAUCGUCUAUCAGCGCUACCUUUCGCCUUUUGCCCGGAUACCUGGACCAUAUUGGGCAAGUAUCACACGCUUAUGGCUUACAUGGCACUCUUACAAAGGCGACCUUCAUUUGAUUAUGAUAAAUCUUCAUGAGGUUCAUGGAAAGGUAGUGCGCAUCGCACCAAGCGAAGUGUAUGACAAGGAUGCGGUCAAGCUAAUGACAGAUGUAGGUGCGGGGUCCAAGUUCCGAAAAUCCGACUGGUACAGCGUUUGGCAAGGAAGAAGAAAAUUUGAUCUCUUCGCAGAACGCAAUGAGGCAAUUCAUGCAGCACAACGCCGUCUAGUUAGCAGGCCGUAUGCGAUGUCCACACUGAAAGAGUUGGAGCCUUAUGUCGACAAUGCUAUUGUAGUGCUAUUCGACAAGCUCAAGUAUAUGGUGGGACAAACGGUAGAUAUGGGCACCUGGGCUCAACUAUACGCUUUCGAUGUUAUUGGGGAAAUUACAUUCUCAAAGCGUUUCGGGUUUAUGGACGUCGGUUCCGAUGACGGCUCUUUCAAACAGAUUGAAGAUGCUCUUAUAUCGGCUGCCUGGAUUGGUCAGGUUCCCUGGUUAUACUGGCUUCAUGACUAUCUAUCUCCUGUCAUAGGUAACUGGCUCGGUAUUACGUCUCGUCAUGGCAGUUUGCGGCAGUUUGCAGCCCGCGAGGUGACUGCCCGGCAAGAUAGGGGCUCAGAUCACCAGGACAUCCUAGGAAAGCUUCUGUCAGUCCACCACGAGAAACCCGACCAAUUUGACAAUGCUAGUAUUGUAUCUAUGGCUACAUCGAAUAUUUUUGCUGGGAGCGACACAACCGCCAUCUCAAUUCGGGCAAUCAUUUACCACAUAUUGAAAAACCCCGAGAGCAAGCGUUUACUCCUGGAAGAGAUCAACGAGUUCUGGCAGCAAGGGAAACUCAGUGACCCUGUUACGGUUGCUGAAACUGAAAAGAUGCCAUACUUACAAGCUGUCAUGUACGAAGCUUUGAGGCUACACCCAGCUGUUGGCAUGACUCUGCCGCGUGUCGUCCCUAAGGGGGGAUAUCAAGUCGAUGGGCAUUUUAUGCCAGCUGGAUCCGUAGUAGGAGUUAACCCUUGGGUGGUGCAUCGUAAUACUGAUGUCUAUGGGCACGAUGUUCACUCUUUUCGCCCAGAGAGAUGGCUCAAGGAGAACAACGGAGACAUGCAUCGGUUUUUCUUUGCUUUCGGAUCCGGAGCACGAAUGUGCAUUGGACGAAAUAUUAGCUGGAUGGAAAUGUCUAAGUUGAUUCCGACUUUAUUCAUGAAGUUUGAGCUUGAAUUAGCCGAUUAUACGGCUCCUUUGGAGGAAAAGUGCUACUGGUUCGUGAUCCAGAAAGGAUUAUAUAUCAAAUUGCGACAAAGGCAGCCACCUGCCGUCAGCUCCGUAUGA